This is a messenger RNA of Cinara cedri, 9408 nucleotides long. NCBI's taxonomy places the organism in Eukaryota, Metazoa, Arthropoda, Insecta, Hemiptera, Aphididae. The record is from the annotation of a GenBank genome assembly.
AUGAAUAUCACGAUCGCUACUAUUAUUUUAUUCAUAACACAUAUAACUGGACAACCAACCAAAAGCCAUCGAAGAACGGUUAGGAUAGCAAACGGCGAUCAAUUUUCCAUAGACCAUUAUACAUAUGUUGUCGGUUUAAAAAUUGAGCAUGUUAAUGAAAAUGGCAACGUUGAAAAAAUCUACUGCACUGGUAGCUUAGUAUCACCACUAUUUGUAUUAUCAGCUGCACAUUGUAUUUUGAAAGGGGAUAUUAACAUAGAGGUAAUAAUUAAAAUGUAUUAUAGAUAAUAUGUGAAAAUAUUUACAGACAAAUAUGUUUUUAAAAUUAUUAUCGAUACUGACAACUACAAUAUAUUUUUUUUAUUAUAUUUUAUGUUUACAUUUUUUAUGUAUGUUUUUCUCAUAUAAAUUAUAUUUGAUUAGUUUAAUAUUAUAAUUAUUGUCUAAUAUUAAUAUAUAUUUAUUUAAUAAACGAAAUAAGUUAAUAAUAAUGUAUGGAUAUCUAAAUAAUCAGUUUGAAAAUUUAUUUCCAAUGAACUUAAAAAACAAAAUAAAUCCAUGAUAAUAAAAUGUUUUAUCCUUACAGUUAUUAAUUUUAUUUUUAUAAUUUUAUACAUAGGACCUAAAACGUCGUUCUUAGUAAAAUAAUAAACUAUAAAUAUACAGGUGUGUUACCCUGGCAACCGUACUUUCAAAAUCAUACAUUUCAACCAUGCCGUAUUAAAUACUUUAUUUUGUACAAUUUUAUACGAUCCUCGAAAACCCUCAAAAUUCAAUUUCAUCUUACAGGUACUGUGGUAACUUGUACAAUUUUGUAUAAUUUCCGUACCUAUUAUCGCUAUGAAGAUUUUUCUGUGUGUCAAAACACUAUAUUAAAACAUUUCAAAACUUUACUGGGUAUCUAAAGCAGAAGUUAUUGUAUUGUAUAAUAAUAACAAACAAGGAUCGAUGUGUCUCAAACGUUAUCAGAUUUCACUGGGUAAUGGGUAGGUAGGCACAGCCGUAGUAAAUUAUUUUAUGAUUCAUAAAUAGUGAAAGUAUGAAAAGAAAAUAAUAUUUAGAUAUUAAUUUUUAUUAUAAUUCCAAUUAAUUAUGCGUAGAUAUAGGUACAUAAUUAUUAAUAAUAGGUAAAAUAAAUCGCAUUACUACAUUAAUAGUGCCAAAUGCUGGGGUAAGGUUACCACUGCAUCCGUAAUAAUGAAAUUGAAUUUUGGGGAUUUUCGAGGGUCAUACAAAAUAAAGUGCAUAAUACUGCAUAAUUAGAAUAUAUAUUUUUUAAAGUACCACAAAUGUCUUAUGUGGAACAGACAUUUUACAGAAUGUGAAUAGAAAGAAAUCAUUUUUUUGAAUGAUACGUACAUACCUAUAUUAUUUCCUUAAACAUUUUCUUCGGAACAGACAUUUCAUGGAAAUACAUGCUUUAGUAACAUAAGACUACUAUAGGAAUGAACAAUUUUGAAAACCAUUAAGUAUUUAGAAUAAACAUUUCAUGGAAUAAUACGGUUUUGAAACAAAAAUAAUAGGAUUCACACAGUGCUGAACAGUCAUUGCUUGGAAUCGACAUUUUACGGAAUGAUAUUUUUUACAAUAACAAUGAAUGUAAAGUGAUUAUAGUAGACUUCCUCAAUUUAAAUUUUUGCCGAUCUAAAAUAUCUAGAAUGAAGACGAAGGAGAAGAAGAAGAAGAUUAAAUAAUUAUUUGAUUCUGAAAAACGUCUGUUCCAUUUAGUAAUAUUCCAAUGAAUUACGACACUCCCCAUAAAUAAGUUAAAAAUAAGUGACAAAUACUAAUUUAGUAUAAUAAAAUAUUUUAUUCACUUAUUUAAUUAUUUAAAUAUACUUGUAUUACUUGUAUUAGGUCUACAGAAAUAAUCCACGCAAUAAUUUGACAGAUGAAAAACGAAUUGUGGUUAAAUUAUUUAAACAUUCCUUAUUCAACGAAACAAGCUUAGUUUCGGAUUUAUGUUUAUUAAAGGUUUGUAAGAAAAUUUCAUUUUUUAUUUAUUUAACUUCCCACCUUUCUGUUUAUUUUAUAUAUUUUUACUAGCUGAAUUACCCGGUAUUUCCAGGACUUACCUUUAUCCCUAUCACAGUCAAUAGUUAUUUCUAGGUAAUUUUCUUUUAAAAAGAGUUUAAAAAUUCCUUGUCCGUGAAUAAUUAAAAAUAGGUACUGUCUUUUUUCCUUGUCACCAAGAUAACCCAUAAAUCAACAAUAAAAAUUAAAUUUUCAUUCCAAAAGUACUAAAAAUUCUUUGUCGUCCACUCUUAAGGGGGUUGAAUUUCGAGAUUAAAAGUAAACAGCAACCUUCUUCUUGUUUUGAAUGUCAAAUAUGCAAAGUUUCAUUCAGAUCGAAAUAAUAUUAUACAUCUUGAUAAAAACUCAACAUAAAUCCACUUGAUUUUAUAAAUACAGAGCGACCAUUAAGCAUGCGCUUCCACUUUUUAUAGUUAAAUUUUGCAUAUAUUAAAAUUCUAAUUUUUGGAAUCUUUAAGUGUAGACGCGAAGUCAAAACUGUUAUUUUCAGAUACUUAGAAUUUGACAGUAUUUAAGCCUUAAUGAGUAUCCUAUAGUGAUACCAAUUUUAGUUUUCCAACAGAUAACCUAUAUCAAAAAUUCCAUAAACAAAUUGAGGUAGGUUAGGUAUUGACAUUUUCGAUUUUCGUUAACCCGGUGGGAACGCUAUUAAAACGACACUCGUCGUGCCGCCACAGUUACAUACCAAUAAUUGGUGUGUGUUAUUAUUAUGCUUUUUAGACUGUCAUCCUUAGUAUUUUAAAGUAGAAUAACUUGGAAACUUUUCGUUCAAAUUUCAAUUACAAUACAUCUAUAUCGUAAGAAAAUCAUCUGAUUUACAAUUUCCAUUAAAACAUGUAGAUUCUCGUUUGAAAAACCAAAUUCAAUAUCACCUUCUUAAAUGUUGUGAAAAAUCUAAGUAUUCGAAAAUAUCGACUUUGAAUACACUUAGAAAUUUCAAAAAUCAAAAUUUGAAAACACAAAAUUCAACGAUAAAAAUGGUGUGAGAAGGCUUAAUGAAUCACCUGUACUAUAUGUAUUGAUAAAUUGUCAAUGCCUGCAUUAUAAUUCGGCAAAAUAAUUUAUAUAAAUAUUUUAUUUCAUUUUCUAAGACAUACUUAUGGUAUUUUAAACUUAAUUGCCAUUUCCUUUUUUUUACUUGUAAAUGUAAUAGAUAAGGAUAGGUAAUAUUGUUAUAAUACCCUUUAAGGUAGUCAGACAUCUUAUGUUUGUGAGAACUGUGCUUUUGUCAGUAUUUUAAUUUGGUGAAUUAUACAAAGGAAAACACUAUGAGAGAUUUACGAACAUAAUAUAAUACCAAACUAAAGAGUAAGGAAUAAGUUUACAGUUUCUAAGGUUGAAAGAUUUAUUACCGCAAUCUCAUAUAAUAUGUACCUAUAGUACCUAUACAUACCUUAUAGGUAUGUAAGAAAUUGAGUCGAAUUUAUAUUUACUAUGGUACAAGGAAUAUACCUAUACUACAAAAUUUUGAAAAUGUAUCAGAAUUAUUUUUAAUUAUAAUAUCAAGAUUAUUAAAAUCAAAAUUUGAUAACUAUGAAGAUAUUGAGGUGGAUUCACAAAAAAUAACUAGAAUGGAACUAUCUAAACAAAUGACAUUUCAUUCAAACGCGGUUUUGGAAAAUGGAUCUAAAAUAAAUGAAAUAUGUAACAAUAACUAUAAUAAUUUUAAUAAUAAAUAAUAAGUAUAUACAAUUCGUUCCAAGGCAUUUAUAAAAUAAAAACUUACAUGAGAUAAAUAAGGAAAUGAAUAUUAGAUACCUAUUAACCAAAAGUGGGUAGACAUAAUAGCGACAAAUAAAAUAGUGGAAAUAGUUUUAAAAAUGAAUACAAAGCACAGACACAAAAAUCCGUCACUUUAAAAUCAUUACGCUACUCACUAUGUUCAAAAUCUAAAUUAAUCUAAUUUUUAGGUAAACUUGAAAAUAAUAAAGAAAUGUAUUCCAAAAAUCCGCUGUUUAAAUGUAUGAAAACAUUUAAGGCAUUUAUCAUUAUAUUUAAGAAGUUUUUUUUUUUUUUUAAUUCAUAUUCUGAACAAAUUCCUUCAGAAAAUAUCAAAACGAACGAAAAAUAUGUAUAUUUCACCUAAAAUUCUUUUCAAAAUAACUUUCAACUUCAGACGUACCUAUUUACUUGAUAUAAAUUAAAUACGAUUGUUGUAUAUAAUAUAGAAUUUUAAAUUAUUUAAUAUUAAUAAUUUAUCAUUUUUCCAUUAGAUAAACGCACCAUUCAGAAAUAUUACCAGCUAUGCAAUGGUCUCUGGGUAUCCUAGUCCUGAGCUUUUCGGAAACGAAACAACGUUAACUUGUAUCAUAUUAGGCUGGGGUUUUAAUGAAUUCGGUUACCCAACAGACAUGGCAAAUGUAGCACCUGUUCGAGUAAAAUACGGGCCCGAUGCUUGUGAGGUGCCACCAGAUAAGUAUUUACUUUCUUCGGACCAUUCGUUCGAAAAUAAUUAAAUAAUAAUUAUUUAUUUGAAUUGUUAUAGUAAAUUCAUAAACGAUUUUGUUGAACAAACUUGGAAGGAAUUUCUGUGUGCUGUACCUGACAAUCGCAUGACAUGCAUUGGAGAUAGUGGAGGUGCUUUAAUGUGUCAAGGAUAUUUGUUCGGUAUAACUAGUCACGGUUAUAAUUAUUAUCCUGGAAUGGGUGACUUGAAAAUCAAAUGCGGUGAUUCUCGUGUUCAAACAAGAUUUUUAUUUGUCUAUAAUUAUCAAAAAUGGAUUGAUGAUAUCCUAUAUGAAACAUCCGGUACUAUAAACUACAAAUAUUCUUUGUUCGUUUUAACUAUUUGGAUAAGUUUAUAUAUAUUGUAAAAAUGUGUAAUAAAAUAAACGGCGUUUAAAUUUAAACUACACAAACGUGUAUAUGAUAAUUUUUGUAUAAUAUCAUGAAACAUUUCUUUUUUAAAUAUUUAAAAAUUAAUAAAUUUAGUGUUGUAUAAAGCAUACAUUAUAAGGUUCUCUAACUCGACUUUUAAGAUUUAAUUACUCGGAUCUUUUUAGUUCGUAAAUGUAUUUUUACACUAGGUAUUAAUUUGUAUCUAACAAGCUAUUUUAAAACGGGUUUUGCAUAACCACAGUAUUUGAAAACUUUGGAAACAUUUUUUAUUUUUUUUAUGACCAUACAGCGUAGAACUAUUUGCUAACUUUUUAGAUACUCUAUGUAAACAAAAUGUACCUACCUAUUUUUAAUAAAAACUUAGUUGAAAAACAAAAAUCAAUUUUAGUGUAGGUGUAUUAAGUUUAGUGGGUAUACCAUUUUGUGCUUGGUAACAGCAACUGAACUAUGAUGGAAAUGUGAUACCAAAGUAAGUUAUAUGACAUUAUAUUUUUAUAAAACAAACACAAAUAAUUAUUUUAAUCAAAAAUAUCUAUAUAUAUAUAUAUAUAUAUUACAACUAACUUAAUAUAAAAUAAAAUAAGUAACAUAACAUCUAUACAAUAUUUUUACAGUAAUAAAUACUAUAUAGAUAUUUAUUGUUUUUCCAAACAGAAUUUCUAAAACUACCAAAUCCAAAUAUAAUAAAAAAUUAACACAAACAUAUAAAAUACAUUCUGUAACAAAUAAUUUUCCUUCUAAUUGAUUAAACAGAUACACAAAAAUAACAAUAUAUUAUACAACAUUUGUACAGAAAAAUAUUAAAUACCUACUAUGUAUUAUCAUAAGAUCAUAAGACCACUUAAUUUUUACAAUUUCUCGAAUAAAUGAUCGAAUAUUUAUUUACUCCAAUGAUUCGGAUAAUAAUCAUAAUAAUAUUUUUAGAAAUUUUACCCGCCAUCUAAUGUAUAUAACACAAGUAAUAUUUUAUUCAAACCAAAUUUAUUUCGCUCAUAAUUUACAAAAUGUAUGACUCGUGUACUUACUCCAUGCUUUCUAUAGGAAUUCACAUUUAAAACAAACAAACACCAACUUACGCACACCGGUGACGUAAAUAUCAUAAUGUGGUGGUUGGGAUGGUAGGAGGCAGUUAUAGCCACUGCGUGUAAUUAACAUAAUAACAAAUUAAACAGGGUACCGAUGGAAGGGGUUGGAGGAUGAGCAAACGACCGGUUGAGAACUGGGUAGUAGAAACGCACUCAUAAUUUAUGAACGUCCGGGUAAUUUUGUGCUGAUUGUGAAUGGGUGCCACCGCGUGUUAUCUGAAAGAGGGUUGGUUAAUGUCCCGUAGAAGUCCAAAAAAAUAAAAGUCAGUUCUUACACUUGGUUUUUACCUAAAAAUACAAACAAACAAAAAUACUACCAAAAGUGAAAUAAUGUACAGGAAAAAAAAUAGGACAUCUUGCUCAUUAUCCAUACUAAGAAUACUUUUAACAAACGGAAAUAAUUGAUAAACCUAGUUAAUAUCUAUUUAAUCCUACCUAGACACCUACCGCAAUACUUUAGAUUCUAAAACAACACCAAUUGAUAAAAUCUGUGUAGUUUUACAAUACAUAGGUAUCGCAAUAUUGCAUAUAAUAAAAUAAUUCGUUAUGCUUAUAAUAUUUAAUAAUACCUAUUGGCUAUUACGUUAUUUUUGAAUAUAAUACGAUAUUAUAAUCUAUAGAAUCACGGUAACAAAUAUAAGUAAAAUAACGAUUAAUACAAUUCGUAACUUAUUAUUGUUUAAUUAAAAUUAUAUUGCGAUUUCCCUAUUUCUUUUUUAUUUCCUUUUUUUUUUUAUUCGGUUCAACGGUUCAAGUAUUUCAUUAAGUUUUAAUUAAAAAUUAAACAAAUUGUUAUUUUUCCGGCUGGUGUUUGUUUGAAGAACAAAAAAAAAGUAACCAAACGACGAGCCGAAACAACGAUGCGAAUCUUAGAUAUUCCUGCAGCGACAAGAAAAAUUGACUUUAAAAGUUAAAUUUUCAAAAAGUCAACAGAAAUGUCCCGACUUUUAUCAUAACGAACCUGCUGUGUACCUAUACAUAUAUAUGUCGACUGUUACCGAGUCUGGAUAAUUUUUAUUUGGUUUACACGUAUAUAUAUAUAUAUAUAUAUAUAUUAUAUUAUUUACGCUACACAUAAAUAUAUAUUAUAAUAUAUAAAAUAUGCACUUUUACUUGUCUAUUGUAGGGGAUAUUCAUAAAUUGCCUGUCAGUUGACAGCGUAUAAUUAAAUAUCAUUUAAGUGCUUUUCCCGGGUGUAAAGGAUAGGAGAGGGUAGCUGGAGGAGUGAGAGAGAGAGAGAGAGAGAGAGAGCUUUGUUUCAACACAGUACUAUAUAGUCGGGGACGAGAGGGUGUUACUUUGCGGUUGUGUCGCCCCGCACGCACGACAACGUUUGACCCUAAAUCGUUAUCUCGUGGCGUCUCAUAUAAUUUACAAACAAGUGCUUCCAUGUACCAUCAUCUCCUCGAAGGCAUCGGGAUUUACAUAUUUAAAUUCACGAUAUGUUAAAUAGAUGUGUAGAAAUACUCGUAAAUAAACUUUUUUCAAAGAAAACGUUUUAAAUUCCGACAUCUACAGAUAUGUUAGACAAUUUAAUAUACCUAGCUAUAAGAUAAUAUUUAUUAUUUAGUUAAAUAGUACCUAUGCGUAACGCGUAUCGAUAAUAAGUAAUAUAAUACAAUUAUUUUCGAAAAAUUUAAGAAAAAAAUUACCCGGGUAUUAAUAACAUUUAACAUUUGUAUUUAUAACACCAGGUAUUUUUUUUACAAUAACGAUUUUUUUUUUGGCCAACAUAUUUUGGAACUCAAAAAGUUUUACGUAGAUAUUUAAUUUAACUGCGCAGUUUGAAGUCCAGAUAUAGGUAGUAUAGUUUUAAAGUUGUAAUUUUUAACAUUUCCCUGGUCGAUGCAUUUAUAAAAUUCCGAAAAACUUAAAAAACGACUAGUAAACAAAAUAAGAACGCUUUUUAAAUUAAUUCUAACUAUCUCUUGCACUAUAUUAGAAUUGCUUUCGAAUACACGUCCUUAAUUAUUUCAUUUGAACGUCUUUAUUUACACCAUAUACCGCAUGUCACAAUAAAAAAGGUCGUAUCUUUAAGGUACCUAGUUAUCUAGUCGUCCGAAGAAAUUAUUAUAUAUUAGAAGUUGAAAAAAGUAGAAACAACCUUUUUCGUUACGGCGGGAGAUGUGCAAUGAUUAAUGAUUAUACAUAUUGCAUAUAGUACCAAAGGUAAGAAAUAAAGCGAAGUGAGUAUUCAACGACAGACGAGUAAAAUUACUAUUAUUCGAUCUUUUAGAUUCUGAAAUUAUAGAUUAUAUAUUAUUAAUGUUUUACUAUAAUGUGUGCUUAUUUAUUAUUACUAUUUAUUGUUGUAUGCCUAUGAAUAACUUUUCCACCAGAAAUCUUGCCCUAAUCAAAAAAUGACAAGACAGCCUUUAUGUUGGUGCAUUUGGGAAGGGGGUACAUUAGAUAUGCCUUAUAUUUUAUUCGUUUUUAAUAAUUUUACGUUACAACGUAUUGUUAUCCCAAUACAUAAAUUGGUAAAAAAAAAAUUACUUAUAUUAGAGUUGUCUUACAAAAUGUUGCCGACCAUGUAAAAUUGGGUUUGUAAUAUGGUCCCGAUAAUUAGUUAUAAAUCCAAUCCUUAAAACGAGGCAACGAAAAUUCUCUGAGAAAACAUAUUUUACAAAAAUCACAUGAGAAACGUUAAGAUACAAAGAGUGGAAUAAGAUAACAGAUAUUUGAAAGUUAACCAUAAUAGCUAUAGGGAUUAAAUACAAAAGUUGUCUUAUAAUAAGUCAUUGAAUCUAAUUUAUAUCCUGAUUACACAUAAAAGUUACAAUUAAAUAAAUGCACUUUCGAAGCAAUGGUUUUUUUUUUAUAACAACAAAAUAUAAUUGACAAUAUUCUUACGAAAACAAAUGUAGAUCCUACACCGCUAUUAAAACUUACGGCUGAUUAUUCAACUGUUUUUAAAAUAAACUAAGUUAAUACUGACUUUAGAUUAAAAUAUUAAAAUAUUUUUAGAUCAAGGAUUCUGUCGGGAAAUAAAUGUUUUUACGGAUUUACAAAAAUAUUGGAGUGACGGUCACUGUCGAAAUAAAUGAAAAUACUACUAUCUAUUGUAUUACACUUUUGCACUUAAUAUAAUUACAUACGGAACAAAAACAUUGAUAUUAAGCAAAACUGAAGAAAAAAAAUCAUUGUUUUAGAGAGAAAAAUUCUAAGAAAAAUAUUUGGUAUACUGAAAGACGAGAAAACUGCCGAAUGGAGAAAAAGAAAAAAUAAAGAAUUAAAGAAACUCUUCCAGAAACCUAACAUAUUAAGUACAAUCCAAAGUAGAAAAUUGCAUGAGGUGGGUCACGCAUAGUACAGUCAGAACCCACUAUUGCGCAAGUUGAUGGCAAAGAAUCCUAAUGGGAAAAGACCUCUUGAAUGUCACCGUUUGAGAUGGGAAGACGUAUUGAGGACAGACAUGGAAUCUCUAGGUGAAGGUCUGGACUGGUAUUAG